AUGGAGAGAAUUAGAGCCCAUUUGGGUUUUGAUAGUUAUUUUGUGGUUGAUACUCGGGGACACAAUGGAUGUUUGGCGUUGAUGUGGAAGGUUGCGAGUGAAGUGAUGAUACAGAAGUUCUCUUUUAAUCAUAUCGAUGCUACUGUUCAUCUUCAGAACUCUCCUCCUAGGCGUUUCACGGGUGUUUAUGGCGAGCCAAAAUGGGAGCUGCGGUUCAAGACUUGGGACCUUCUUCGUUCUCUUAAAAAUGACAGCAAUCUUCCAUGGUGCAUUAUGGGAGACUUGAAUAAUUUGGGUUCUCAGUUGGAGAAGAGAGGAGGUAGGAAUUACCCUGACCGUCUUAUUGAGGGGUUUAUUGGGGCUUUGAGCGAUUGUAAUUUGAUUGACUUGCCUCUUGUUGGCUAUCCGUAUACGUGGGAGAAAGGAAGAAAUAGUGGGGACUUGAUAGAAGAAAGGCUUGACAAAGCCUUGGUGACCAACGAGUGGCUGGCUUUGUAUUCCCAACCGGUUCUUUACAACCUCGAGUUCUCUAUGUCUGAUCAUUGUCCCAUCUUUUUGGUCUUUAAAGGUUUGUUUCCGACUGCUUCCUUGCACUCUUUUCGUUUCGAAAACGCUUGGCUACGCGAGCCUUUGUGUAAGCAGCUAUUUGAGGGCUGUUGGGAGGGCUCGGAUUUAAAUAGUAUUCAAGGAAAAUUACAAAGUGUUGUGAGGGAUCUAGUUUCAAUUCAACAACAUCAGGAAGGAAAGGCAAAUUUGUCUGAGGUCUUAGCUCAACGAGAAGUUUCUGGAAACAAAGAUCAAAACAGUUUUGGCUUAACUCUGGUGACAAAAAUAGUAAAUAUUUCCACUCUGUUGCGAGCUUUAGGAAAAGAAACAACAGUAUUAGCCAGCUUCAAGACAACAAUGGUAGAUGGCUUAACUGGGAUUCGGGGUUGGAGCAUGUUAUUACUAGUCUCCGGGGCCCGAUGGAAUGACCCCGGCUUUUUACUAGAAGCAUUGGAGUAUUGUCGGCGCGGAUGUGGUCCAAUUUUUCACGACUUUUUUGAUACUGGUAAGUUUCUGGAUUCAAUUAAUGAUACCCACAUUGUUUUAAUCCCAAAGAAGAAAAACACGUCUCAAAUGAGUGAUAUGAGGCCGAUUUCAGUAUGUAAUGUUUUAUACAAAAUUACCUCAAAGGUCAUAACAAAUCGAAUGAAGGGAGUGCUGGAUCAGGCUAUUUCAGAAACUCAAAGUGCAUUUGUAUCAGGAAGAUUGAUUUCAAACAAUGUAAUGGUGGCUUUCGAAGUAAUGCAGUACUUGAAAAGGAAAACUAAUGGUAGAACGGGAUACAUGGCGCUCAAGUUAGACAUGAGCAAAGCCUAUGACCGCAUCGAGUGGAGGUUCUUGGAAUCUGUCCUACGGGUGAUGGGAUUUAGUGAGCGUUGGAUUGGACUAAUUCUCAGUUGUGUGAACUCGGUUUGCUAUUAUGUCAUCAAUAGUUGUCAGAAAAUGGGGCCAAUCAUUCCUACAAGAGGCAUUUGUCAAGGUUGCCCUUUGUCUCCAUACCUUUUUAUUGUGUGUGCUGAAGGUCUAUCCUCCUUGAUUAAAUUAUAA
Cannabis sativa is the source of this 1593-nucleotide messenger RNA. RefSeq lists its product as uncharacterized. NCBI's taxonomy places the organism in Eukaryota, Viridiplantae, Streptophyta, Magnoliopsida, Rosales, Cannabaceae. The transcript has 3 exons. The record is from RefSeq and is a predicted model, not a curated record. Gene Ontology annotation, molecular function: catalytic activity. Bases 1 to 1593 code for a protein of 530 amino acids.